AGAUGUACAUCUGUUUUACUUUUUCCAAAACUUCGAUUGGCUUUAGAUUUGGAACAUCGGGAUUUCAGAUGUUUUGCGUGUUUUAGUGCAUAAUUUUUGGCAACAUUUGCCGCUUUUCAGUUUGUUAGUCUGUGACCGCUCUCCGAUUGAUUGUUGCAGCUCUCUUGCAGGAUUGGAGCGAAUCAGCAGUCCAGCAGUACUUCUCUAUAGGCGAAGUUCAAAUCGGUUUCCAUUUUAGACUUUCAGUCACUUUCUGAUCACUUAGUGGCGAGCCGAGCUCCGUCGUGCUGCUUGUUAAGUUGUUAGCCAAGCCAUGAGGAUCGAAGAAGUGACCAGUACAACUAAAGCACAGCGGGUUGCGGCUCACAGCCAUGUCAAGGGACUUGGAUUGGAUGAGAACGGGAUCCCCAAAGAAAGCGGCGGAGGUCUCGUGGGUCAGCUGAAAGCUAGAGAAGCUGCUGGCAUCGUCGUGGAGUUGAUCAAAUUGAAAAAGUUAGCCGGGCGUGCUGUUCUCUUGGCUGGUCCUCCGGGAUCUGGCAAGACGGCCAUUGCUUUGGCCAUCGCCCAAGAACUUGGCUCUCGCGUGCCAUUUUGUCCAAUGGUUGGCAGUGAAGUAUUCUCGUCAGAAGUGAAGAAAACAGAGGUUCUCAUGGAGAACUUUCGUAGAGCUAUCGGGCUGCGAAUUAAAGAAGUGAAAGAGGUCUACGAAGGUGAAGUUACGGAGCUGGUACCUUUUGAAGGCGAUAAUCCCGUGGGCUAUGCAAAGACUGUGCAGCAUGUGGAAGUCAGCCUGAAGACCGCCAAAGGUGUGAAAAAGCUGAAAUUGGAUCCCUCCAUUUAUGAAAGUAUUCAAAAAGAGCGAGUUUCCAUUGGGGAUGUCAUAUAUAUUGAGUCCAACACUGGCGCUGUUAGGCGCAUGGGUCGAUGCGAUGUCUACGCCACUGAAUUCGACUUGGAAGCGGAAGAAUAUGUUCCUUUACCAAAAGGCGAUGUCCACAAGCGCAAGGAAGUUGUACAGGACGUCACGCUGCAUGAUCUCGACGCUGCAAAUGCGCGACCGCAGGGCGGGAAUGAUAUUGUCGCUAUGUUGGGUGCAUUGAGCAAGCCCAAAAAGACAGAAAUCACCGAGAAACUCCGUCGUGAAAUUGACAAAAUGGUCGAUCGUUACAUCGAGCAAGGAAUUGCUGAGUUAAUUCCCGGGGUGUUGUUCAUUGAUGAAAUCCACAUGUUAGAUUUGGAAUGCUUCACUUAUCUCCAUCGUGCACUGGAAUCUCAGAUCUCUCCUAUUGUUGUUUUUGCUAGCAACCGCGGCAAAUGUGAAGUGCGGGGUACUGAUGGUGUUGUCUCUCCUCAUGGGCUUCCACUGGAUCUUCUGAAUCGUAUCUUGAUUAUCCGCACGACAGCCUACAGUCCGGACGAGACAGCACAGAUUCUUCGUAUUCGCGCUAACGUUGAAGCUGCCAAUAUAACGGAUGAUGCUUUGAGUUAUUUGAAAGAAAUCGGAACGACUGCUUCUUUGCGAUAUGCCGUUCAGCUUAUUACUCCUGCAAAACUGCAUGCCCAGGUGCAGGGAGUCGACACCAUCGGACGGGAGAGCAUUCAAACUGUUGCCAGCUUGUUCCUGGACGCCAAAACGUCUGCCCGUAUUUUGGCCGAGAAGAAGGAAAAAUAUAUGAUGUAGCGAAGUUGCAUAAAUACGUACAAUAGAAAACCAUUAUCAGCUCCAAGUAAAUUGUGGGCCGUGGCAUUUAAAAAUUAACUUUUUUUACAGCGGGAAUUGUCAAACUGGUUACAUAUUAAAAGAACAAAAUGUUUUUUUCUGCUAAAAAAUAGCCAGCAUACAAUGUUCAAGUUUAAAACAGUAAAGCGCCCAUGCCACCCAUUUCGCUCUGUUCUUUGACAAAAAUUUCGAAAUAU
Messenger RNA from Paramacrobiotus metropolitanus, 1917 nucleotides. Its product is annotated as ruvB-like 1. Lineage: Eukaryota; Metazoa; Tardigrada; Eutardigrada; Parachela; Macrobiotidae. Gene Ontology annotation, molecular function: DNA helicase activity; ATP hydrolysis activity; ATP binding. The record is from RefSeq and is a predicted model, not a curated record. The coding region runs from base 314 to 1681 and encodes 455 amino acids. Gene Ontology annotation, cellular component: NuA4 histone acetyltransferase complex; Ino80 complex; Swr1 complex. The transcript is spliced from 9 exons. Gene Ontology annotation, biological process: regulation of transcription by RNA polymerase II; chromatin remodeling; box C/D snoRNP assembly.